AUGGAAUUAAAAUCAUCAAUUUCAGUCUUAACCCUCUCCUUACUCUUGUUAGCACUAGCAAGUUGUUCAAAUGCUGGCAAUAUUGUUAUCUACUGGGGCCAAAAUGGUAAUGAAGGCACCUUAACCGAAACUUGUGCCACAAGCAACUAUAAAUACGUGAUCUUAGCCUUCUUACCAACCUUUGUCUUACCAACCCAAACUCCAAUGAUUAACUUAGCAGGUCAUUGUGAUCCACAAAGUACUAAUGGUUGCAUUGCCUUAUCCUCAGACAUCAAAUUCUGUCAAUCAAAAGGAAUCAAAGUAUUGUUGUCUCUAAGAGGAGACAAAGGUAGCUACCCACUUGAAUCCACACAAGAUGCAAGCCUUGUAGCAACUUACCUAUGGAACAAUUACUUAAACGGAAACUCAUCUUCUCGUCCUCUUGGUCCCGCUGUUCUUGAUGGCAUCGAUUUUGACAUCGAAGGAGGAUCGUCAAACCAACAUUGGAGUGAUCUUGCCAGGUUCCUUAAAGGGUAUAACAGGAAAAAAGUUUAUAUAACCGCAGCUCCUCAGUGUCCGUUUCCUGAUGCAUGGUUAGGAAAUGCUCUUACAUCAGGACUUUUUGAUUAUGUUUGGGUACAAUUCUAUAAUAAUCCUUCUUGUCAAUACAAUUUUGGUGAAAUUAGCAACUUCGAAGAUGCAUGGAAGAAGUGGACACUAGAUAUACCUGUUAAGAAGAUAUUUUUGGGGCUACCGGCUUCUAUAGACGCGGCAGGGAGUGGAUUUAUACCUGUUGAUAAUCUUACUUCAAUUGUGCUGCCAGCUAUUAAAGGUUCUGCUAAAUAUGGGGGUGUUAUGUUGUGGUCUAGGUACUAUGAUGUUCUUAGCGGUUAUAGUUCUUCCAUUAAAAACUAUGUUUGA
Messenger RNA from Vicia villosa (hairy vetch), 900 nucleotides. Its product is annotated as hevamine-A-like. The transcript has a single exon. Gene Ontology annotation, biological process: carbohydrate metabolic process. Gene Ontology annotation, cellular component: extracellular region. Lineage: Eukaryota; Viridiplantae; Streptophyta; Magnoliopsida; Fabales; Fabaceae. Bases 1 to 900 code for a protein of 299 amino acids. Gene Ontology annotation, molecular function: chitinase activity. The record is from RefSeq and is a predicted model, not a curated record.